AUGAUGACGGAUGACAUCGGACUGCCGGACGACAUAAAACACAGUUGCAACCCAUGCCUCUACUCAUUCUAUAUUCAUACUACAAUGAAGACCUCAUCCAUUCUCUUCGUCGUCAUGAGCGCUCUCGCGGGCUUGACCGAGGCCAGACGCGGAUGCAAACCAGACGUCGCUCACCCCGGAUUCGGCACGUACACCAUCGCCAGCGGAGACAACCUGAACGACAUUGCUACCGAUUUUGGCACCACUGCCACCCAGCUUGCGACCAUCAACAGUAUUCCUAACCCGGAUCAAAUCAAGCCCGGAACCACCCUCGUCGUGCCGUGCCGAUAG
Molecule: messenger RNA, 330 nt
Organism: Colletotrichum chrysophilum
Lineage: Eukaryota; Fungi; Ascomycota; Sordariomycetes; Glomerellales; Glomerellaceae
Exons: 2
Coding region: 1-330 (109 amino acids)
Source: RefSeq, a predicted model, not a curated record